AGUGCUACGAUUCGAUCACCAAGUAAAGUGCUUUUAUUAUGAAAAGUGCAAAAUGGACAUAAAUAGUUUUCUUGACAGUGCCGGGCUGACACAUUUGUCGCAGCGUAUGGUGGAGGAGGGAGUGACACUUGAUUUUUUGCUGCAAGCAAAUGAUGAGGAGUUGUCUGAACUGACAACAAAAGUUGCAGACAAAAUAAGACUGAGAUCUUCAUUAGAGAAAAUUAGACAUAAAAACGCCCCUUUUAUGAAUGACCCCGGACUGUUCUCUCCAAGGUCCAGCGCAUGCAGCAGCCCAGUGCCAGUAGCUUUGCCUGAAAGGCAAAGUAUAUUAAUUCUAGGACCAAAUGGAACUCUUGAGGGUACUCCAUUAGAGAUCAGACCAAGUGUACAGCCCACUAUACAACAGAUCACACCUGUGCAACCACCUACGAUACCGGCCACACCUGUGCAGCCUCCACAGCCUCCACAGGCGUUGCAAGAUUAUAAUAGGGAAGGAUACUUCGAAUCAAAGUUGGUGAGGAACAAGCAAAUUCAACCGCGUUGCUGGGAAUUGUUGCUUUGCUCCGGCAAAUGCACACUAUCGCAGUACCGAAAAAAAAAGUGUGGAGGCUGUCAAGGCACGAGGCAAGCACUGGUUUCCUGGCGCGCGUUGCAGCAGCGUCAGAGAUUGCCACAUAUUGCCCUCAACAAGAGGCAUUCAACCUCUCAAAAGGCAUAG
Messenger RNA from Cydia fagiglandana, 718 nucleotides. RefSeq lists its product as uncharacterized. The record is from RefSeq and is a predicted model, not a curated record. The transcript has 5 exons. The coding region runs from base 53 to 718 and encodes 221 amino acids. NCBI's taxonomy places the organism in Eukaryota, Metazoa, Arthropoda, Insecta, Lepidoptera, Tortricidae.